AUGCGGUUGUCAAUUUUUUUGCUGCUCUCGGCGAUGGUCGCCUCUCCCGAAACCAUGGUUUUUCAUCUGGACGAAGAUUGUUUUGUCCGCACGGGUGACGACCAAGAAAUUUCCAGGAAUCCUGGGUCGGUUUUAAUCUUGGGGUUUGAUUUUAGAGCCCUUUUUCGCUUGUUGGACCUACAUGGUUUUAUAAUGGACUAGAAAAAAUGAGGGUUUCCCCCGAUUUCUGGAAAAACGAUGACUUUCUCUUGUUUUCCAGGCAAAAAAUCGCGUUUUUGUUGAUUUUUCUUUCUCAAAAUAAGCAAUUUUUAGACUGAACUUACCAAGAUUAGCAAUUUUCUCUUUUCCCCAAAAAAAGAAUCUGUAAUUUUUUUCUAAAUUUCUUCUUUCAGACCAUGUGCCAAUGUUUCGCCAGUCCUGAUCGAUAAUUUCGUCAUGUUGUUCUUGCGCGUCAAGAACUCCUCCGCCAUUGAAUAUGCGACCUUGGAGAUCCGCAAAUGGGACGAGGGGGAAGAAUUCAAAUUGAAAUUCAAUGAUACCUCGCUGAAACAUGGUGAGUGAAGGGUUUUAUAUAACUUUAUUCGUCUUUUUUUGCUUUUUUUGAGAGAGUCUACCUUAUUUCAGCUUGUUUUAGACAUCUGAAGCUAAAAAAUUAAAAAUUUUUAUUUUUUCUUGUCAAAAAGUUUGAUUUUUUGGUUGAAAAAUAAAAGAAAAAUAAUAAUACUCUAUAAGAGAAUGAUAUGCCUUAGAUUAAACAGCUUUUUCUCAGCUUACAACCUUGUUUUAGUCAUCAAAUCCUAAAAAAUUUUAAUUUACCCUUUAGUCAUCAAAUAUAAAUUUUUAUUUUUUUCGAUUUUUUGAACGAAAAAUUAUAAUUUUUGGCUUCAACGUCUGUGCACUAGGACCUUCUUGAUGCGAACUAUAAUUUUCUUCUUUAUUUUUCUUCUUUUCUACCUGAUUUUCCGACCUUUUUCCUUAAUUUGCCUUGUUUUAGUGCUGAAUGAUGACUGCGUCUUCUCCAGCUCUUCCUUCAACGCCUUCCUCGACAUGCACGUUCUCUACAUGGCGGCGGAGUGCGAAGAGACCUUUGGCUUCACUCGAACCGUCCUCUACACGACCAAGACCAUCUACACACCGCCCGGAGGCAUUCUUCACACGGACAUUCCGAUUCAAAAUCGGGUUUUUGGGAUCGGAAUGGGCAACAACAUCCGGAGAAAGAGUUUUAUUUCCACUCUGGACACGCCCAUCUACGUGGCGAAGAGCGGGCAGAUUGAGGCGGCGAGGAAAUUGCAUCGCAUUGACGAAGAAAUGAAGGUGGCUUUGGACGGCGGAGACAAGUUAUACGCUCUGUUCGCCACAAAUGAAUUUGUGACGUUCGCCAAGAGAAGCAAAGAGGAAACUGCCUAUUUUCAAUUCAGUAUCACCGUGACUGACGAUUUUUCAAAUCCAAGGCGAUCACGUAGGUGAUAUUUUUAAAAAAUUUUAAAAUAAUUUUUUUUUUUGAUGAAAAAAAUAUUUUUGUUUUUUCAGAGGAUUGCAAUUCGACCGCUGGGCACGAAAGAUCCCUUUACUUUUGCUUUUUGGACCCCCCAAACUCCACUCACACCGAUUCCUCGCUAAAUUACGACUGGAUCGCACCCAAACUGGUGAAUGACGACUGGUUUAAUCGAACGGUAAGCGAAGAUUUUUGACAAAAGUUCGAAAAAUCAUAAUUUUUUUUUGAAAUAUGAAAAAAAAUCGAAAUAUAAAGAAAAUUCUAGUUUCUGCGAACUUGUAAAUAAAUUAAAAUAGUAAUAAAAAUGAUUUCAGGGCCCGAAAUCCCCCAUGUCGGCGCUGGUUCAGGAAUGUGAGGCGAUCAAUGCAAGGCAAGUGGAAUAUAAGAGAAAAUUUGAUAAAAUCUCUGAUUGUUUAUGGCUUCAGGAAGUCUAGGAGAUUGGUUAGUAAAAGGCAUUACGAUAUUUCAUCGUAAUUUGGAACAAAUAUGAUAAAGCUUUUACUUUUAUGGGCAAAAACGUGAAAUUUUAUGCAUUUUGCGAGUUAUGCAGAAAAACGUAAAAUUUACUGCCUGAAAAAAAUUUAUUUGGAAGACAGUGUAAUUUCACAUGAUACUGAAAAAAAUUCCGUUCGUAAACUGGCCACUUUUACGUUUUAUGGACUGAAACGUGAAAUUUUAUGAAUUUGUGGAAUUAUGCAUAAAAACGUAAAUUUUAUUACCGGAAAAUGAUUUGUUUGGAUAUAGAAUGUAAUUUCACAUGAUACAGUUAAAAAAUCCGUUUUGAAACUACCCACUUUGAACUUUUAUGGACUGAAACGUGAAAUUUUAUGAAUUUGUGGAAUUAUGCAGAAAAACGUAAAAAAUUUUCGAAUUAUCAUCUACAACCACUUAAAAAUGAAGUUUUAGGAAAUCGGAAGUGAUUAGAGUUCUGUUCCCAGUCCUGGUAUUCGAGUUGACGACCAUUUCCAUCACUCUUUUGCUGUUCAGUAUUUGCGUUUGUGUUCGGAAAAGAAAAACAUAUCAGCAAUGUAAGUUUUAAGUUUAAAAAGUUCGGUAUGUUGUAAAUUCUCGAUAGUCUGCAGUAAAAAUCGAUUUCAGAUAAAAAGUCGGGCUGA
Bursaphelenchus xylophilus (pine wood nematode) is the source of this 2610-nucleotide messenger RNA. The record is from the annotation of a GenBank genome assembly. NCBI's taxonomy places the organism in Eukaryota, Metazoa, Nematoda, Chromadorea, Rhabditida, Aphelenchoididae.